Molecule: messenger RNA, 1470 nt
Organism: Harmonia axyridis
Lineage: Eukaryota; Metazoa; Arthropoda; Insecta; Coleoptera; Coccinellidae
Product: solute carrier family 35 member F6-like
Exons: 7
Coding region: 222-1148 (308 amino acids)
Biological process (GO): transmembrane transport
Cellular component (GO): membrane; intracellular membrane-bounded organelle
Molecular function (GO): transmembrane transporter activity
Source: RefSeq, a predicted model, not a curated record
AUCAUUUUGUCAAAAUGAAAUGCUGUCAAAUGAAUCUAAAGACUUUCCAUAAUGACUAAAAAUGGACUGGACUUUAUAUCAAUCAUUGAUUAUCUUCAUUUUUGUGCUUACUGGCACCUUGAACACCUUGACUGCCAAGUAGGUUUGCUGAUCUUCAAGAAUCAGAAGGUAGUGAUGGAGAGAUAAGACAUUACAAUCAUCCAUUUAUUCAGUCACAUCAGAUGUUUUUUGGGAUGAUAUUCAAUAUAAUUUUGUUCAAAAUUCUUUAUUGUAUUUUCAAGAAACAAAGUGAGGAGAAGGUUGAAGACCAUAAAUUGACACAAGGAAAUAGAGAAUUCAGUGUUUUUAUAUUUUGGCUACCUGCCCUGUGCGAUAUGGUCGCGAGCAGUACAAUUUACAUCGCACUUAAUCUUACCUACGCCUCUAGCUACCAAAUGUUGAGAGGUGCCGUCAUCAUAUUCACGGCUCUCUUAAGCUAUCCCUUCUUUGGAAGAAUUCCCAACCUUAGAGAGAUUGUAGGCAUCAUUUUAGUCAUAGCUGGUCUUACGACUAUUGGGAUCUCCGAUUACGUAGAUAAGCAGGAAAGUGAAGACCCAAAGGAAACUCUGAUAAUAAUUAUUGGAGACGUGAUGGUAGUGGCGGCCCAGUUUUUGGCUGCCACCCAAGUCAUAUUAGAGGAGAAAUUUGUUGUCGAUAAGAACGUUCCACCGUUGCAGGCGGUAGGUUGGGAAGGAAUUUUUGGGUUUUCCACGAUGGUCGUGUUGAUGGUGCCCAUAUGUUUUAUAUACGUGGGACCACCCAUAGCAAAUAAUGCCAGUGGUACUUUGGAGGACGUUGUUGACGGUUAUGUGCAAAUAUACAAUAACUGGAAGAUCAUGGUUUCAACGAUUGUGAAUAUUCUCUCUAUAGCCGUAUAUAACUUCUGUGGCAUAACUGUCGGAAAAGAACUGACUAGCACCACAAGGAAAGUCCUAGACAGUCUCAGGGUGGUUAUUAUUUGGAUUGUUAGUAUGACCGUGUUUGGACAGAAGUUUCAGUACCUCCAGCUCAUAGGGUUCAUCAUCCUCUUACUCGGUAUGGGGUUCUACAACGAUAUGGGUUGCACGAAGAUAAAGGAGAAGAUGUUCCCGAAAGAGGAGGAAAACUGAGACACAACAGAAAGGAUGUCGGUCGUUUACAUUCUUUAUCUGUUUGGCAUGUUAAAAAUUCCACAGACCACAAAAUUAUCACUCCCAUUGAUGAAUAGAGUUUAAUCUCGAUGUUUUACAAGUAUAAUAACGAGGCUAUUUUCUUUAGGAAAUGUUUAUUAUUGGCCAGAUAAGCCAAUGUAUAAUCUGUAAAAUAUUACAAAUAUUUAUCAUGUAAAACAAUUACUAGUCAGCCUAGACGAUUGUAUACAUGACAAUGGUGUACAGGGUGUUUCGACGAGGUCAUCAUUGAAACUGAAAAAAUAAAAGGUUCAUUCCAACA